UAUUGCAUUUUUAGAAGAACAUUGUAAAAAUGAAAAGACUUUAUGAACUCGUUACCAUGCUCCAAGAGCUAUUUGACUUAUUUAUCAAAAACGAAAAAGAAAGCUUGCAUUUGCUUGCGAUAUUAAUGAUUACAAUUGGUUUUGUUGUGUUUAUCAUUCUCAUGUACCAACCAGCUACAUAUGGUCGUUACUCAAGCACGGGUAGAAUAUACAGUAUUGCUGUGCCACCGAAGACAGCCUGGUUUCUACAAGAGCUUCCAUCUUUUUUAAUCCCAACACUAUUAAUGACAUUUUCAUUGUGUGGACAUGAGAAGUUAGGUGUUUAUAGUGCGUCACAGUUGAUAGUUCUCUCGUGUUUUACCUUGCAUUAUUUUCAAAGAACAUUUGUAUAUUCAUUGAAGUUACAAGGUGGCAAACCAACUCCUCUCUUUGCGUUUCUUCUUGCUACCAUCUUUUGUACAGUAAACGGUUACAUGCAAGCGCGUGGUGCUCUGCUACUUACGGCUUAUCACAACAAUACGCAAACGUUACUUCGUAUCGGUGUGGGUAUUUUGAUAUUUGCGUAUGGCUUGUAUGUCAACAUUUACAGUGACCAUCUGUUGCGAAAUUUACGGAAACCGGGAGAAAAAGGUUAUAAGGUUCCUAGAGGAGGCUGGUUCGAGUAUGUUUCAUGUGCGAAUUUUUUUGGUGAAAUGAUUGAAUGGUUCGGGUUUUUUGUUGCAUCGUUCUCAUCUGUUUCAUUCGCUUUUUCCUUCUUCACUGUAGCGAAUCUCCUUCCCAGAGCUAUUUUCCAUCAUAGGUGGUAUAAAGAAAAAUUUGAAGAUUACCCAAAAAAUAGAAAAGCUGUCAUACCGUUCUUGAUAUAAAUUAAAUUUUUACUUUUUACAUUUAAUUAAAUUUACAUUGUUUAUUAUAUAUUAUUAUAUUUUAGAUAAUCAUUAUAUUUUUUUUAAUUUUGCAUUAUUAUCUGAAAAAAGUGAUUUACGUAA
This is a messenger RNA of Hydractinia symbiolongicarpus, 989 nucleotides long. Its product is annotated as 3-oxo-5-alpha-steroid 4-dehydrogenase 1-like. Lineage: Eukaryota; Metazoa; Cnidaria; Hydrozoa; Anthoathecata; Hydractiniidae. Gene Ontology annotation, molecular function: 3-oxo-5-alpha-steroid 4-dehydrogenase activity. The record is from RefSeq and is a predicted model, not a curated record. The coding region runs from base 30 to 866 and encodes 278 amino acids. Gene Ontology annotation, cellular component: membrane. The transcript has 4 exons. Gene Ontology annotation, biological process: steroid biosynthetic process.